This is a messenger RNA of Alosa sapidissima (American shad), 3486 nucleotides long. RefSeq names its product A kinase (PRKA) anchor protein 8-like (gene akap8l). The record is from RefSeq and is a predicted model, not a curated record. The transcript has 14 exons. Gene Ontology annotation, cellular component: nucleus. The coding region runs from base 106 to 2505 and encodes 799 amino acids. Lineage: Eukaryota; Metazoa; Chordata; Actinopteri; Clupeiformes; Clupeidae. Gene Ontology annotation, molecular function: DNA binding.
GCGUUUUGUUACCGCAACGCAGUGAUCUACUUUUCCUUCCUCGCACGCAGUGCGUAUCACUACCUUGGCCAGAUCACCAACCCACAAGUCAACCUAUAUUCAAGUAUGGACGGACGAGGCUACGGUUCAGGCUUCUCCGGUUGGGGUGGAGGUGGCGGAGGUUCCUCAAGCAGAGACCUGUAUGGGUACAAGGACUCCAUGUCGGGCGGCGGGGGCUUCGGUGGCGGUGGAGGCGGUGGAGGCAGCGGAGGCUACGGCGGUAGCCUGAUGAAGAGCAGGCUCUCCGGAGGCUCAGGCCUGUCCUCCACGGUGAGCAACGCCGACGAAGUCAUCGCCAAGAUCAACCAGCGCCUGGACAUGCUCACACAGCUGGAGGGUGGCAUGAAGGGGGGCGGACGCAGCGACAGGUUUGACCAAUACGAUUCCUUCGACUCUCGCUCCUCCUCCGCCAUGGGGCCCCGAGAUCUCUACAGAUCUGGUAGCUAUGGCUACAGCGACGCCCGGGGUGACCUGAUGGGCUCGCGAGGCAGUGGCCUCGGCUACGGGGCCGGGGGAGGGGGCGGGAUGGGGGGCGGAGCCAUGGGCUUGGGCGGAGGCCUUGGCGGCAGUGGUGGAGGGGGCGGUGGUGGCGUUGGUGGUGGUGGCGGCGGCGGCGGAGGCUUUGACAGCCACUCCUCCUACGGCGCCAAAAUGCGCCAGUCGCAGAUGCCCUCCCGCGACACCUUCUCUGGCUCCGGCUGGGGGGGCUCCGGGGGGCUGGGCGGCCAGCGUUCCCCCAGACGGGGCUCCGGAGGUGGGGGCGGCGCCGGUGGGGGAGGGGGCGGUAUGGGCGGCCGCGGCGGCUUCGGCCGGCGGCAGGACAACCCUUCCUCCAUGGGCCCCGGCGGCGCCGGUCUUGGCGGGGGCCGCGCCGGCGGUCACAGUCACGGCCACGGGCACUCCCCGGGCGGCGGGCGAGGCAAGCUGCCGUCCCUGCUGGGCCAGCGCAUGUUCCCCGAGACCGGGGGCUUCCAGGCACCCCCCCACGCCCACGGCCACGCCCACGGCCCCCAGGACUACUCCUCUCCUCGCCAGUUUGGAGGGGGCCCCCGGGCCAACCGCCAGCGGGGCCGAAAGAGACCCCUCAACCGACAACAGGUGAAAUCGCCACGUGAUGGUCAGAAGAAGCGAAAGAAGACUCAGAACGCAGGCGAUGAGCCCGAGUCUAAAGUGGGCAAGACCGAGAACAAGGACUCGGCCGAAGCAGCUAAAGGGAAGACUGAAGGUACUGAGGCCAGCGGUGAAAAGGUCAAGGAGGAAACCAAGGACUCAGCCAAGGACUCUGCUGCUGCUGCCAAGCCUGCCGCUGAAGGAGACAAAGGAGGGGUGACCAUCCAGGAGGAGAUCACUCAGAUCAAGAAAAAGCUACAGGGCAAACAGCAGCCGCCAGCCCAGGAGGAGGGCCUGCCCAAGUUCAAGAAGCGCCGCGGCUUCAUGGAGAUGUCCGGGGUCAAGUUCAACGCCCAGAGGAUGAUGUUUGCCUGCUCCGUGUGCAAGUUCCGCUCGUUCUACAGCGAGGACAUGGCCGCUCACCUAGAGAGCAAGUUCCACAAGGAGCACUUCAAGUUCCUCUCCAGCCAGCUCUCCAAGCCCACCACGGACUUCCUGCAGGAGUACCUGAACAACAAGUUCAAUAAGACACAGCAGAGGGUCACCCAGAUCGACAACUUCAGCGCUGCCAUCUGCCAAGUGCACAAGGAGCAGGACCUCACCAGAGAGAUCGGUAUGGAGCACUUCAUGAAGAAGGUGGAGGCGGCCCACUGUGCAGCCUGUGACGUAUUCAUCCCCAUGCAGUUCCACCUCAUCAAGAAGCACCUGCGCUCCCCUGACCACAACUACAACUGCAAGGGUAUGAUGGAGAUGUCUAAAGGCCACAGUCUAUCAGUGGCUCGCAGCAUCCUCAACCACAAGGUCAUCGGCAAGAAGCUGGAGAGCUACCUCAAGGGUGAGAACCCCUUUUUGGGUAACCAGGACGACCAGGACCCUGACGACUCCAUGACGAUGGAUGUGUCUAUGGCCGAGGUGAGCAGUCAAAGCCUGCCAGAGGCGGAGCUUAAGGAUGACGAGGAGGAGCCCAAGCCAGAAGGCAAUGGUACCCAUGACAACGGCGAAGACGCAGCCGCCGCCACAGAGGAGCCAGAGGCAGGCGAGAACGAGAUGAAGAUGAAGGAUCAGGACGGUGCGAACAGAGUGGGAGAGGAGGAGGAGGGUGGUGAGGAAGGGGAAGAAGGAGAGGAAGGUGUGGAGCUGGGUGACGAGGAGGCCGACAGUGUGGAGGCCGAGGAGGGAGACGAGAUCCUCGACGGAGACGAGGAGGAGGAAGAGGCGGCGGCAGCAGCAGCUGAGGAGGAGGCGGCGGCGGCUGAGAAGGAAGAGGCAGAGGCAGCUAAGGAAGACGCCGACGCCUCUGACGGCGAGAAGGAGACAGAUGACGCGGCCAACGCAGAUGUGGUCAUAAUCGAGUGACACCCCCUCCCUCCAUUUCUUCCUGCCACAUGACCUUUUGACCUUUAGUAUGUACUCUCUCUACCAGCCCCCCCACCCCCCCACAGUCAUAUGAACCAUACAUGUCUGCCCAUGUCCGAUACGGGGAUGCUGUACCCAGGGCUGCUCUCUGGCCAGUGCUGAGGGGUUUGGGCUCGAAACGUCCACUAGUCUUCGUCGUCAACAACAACUGGUCUCCAACCACUAGUCAACAACUGGUCCACUAGACAACAACUAGUCUCUGAGCGGCAUGGUUGGCCUGAUCCUCUCUACAUUAGCUGUUUACUUUUCAUUGGUUGUUUUUGUGUGUGACCCUUGACCUUCAUUCAUGCCCCAGGCCAAAAUGAGGAACCUGCCCGUGUCCCUAACCCCCCCCCUUGUCCCACGCAUAGGACCAAUAAGUAACGCCCACCUCCCCAAAUCCUCUUUCAAACACAGCGAAUGAGCUGUCAGCGUAUCCGGUCAUUCAGCCAAUCAGAAACCUUUUCCAAGUGACUUCUUGCUUGUGUACAGAGUCAAAUGUCUGAAAUGUUUUUUUUGUUUUUGGGGUUUUUUGUUUGGUUUGAUUCAUUUUUUUUUUUGUUUUGUUUUUCUCCCCACUCCCCCCCUUUUGUAAAUACAUUAAACUUUUUUGGUGCCUUCGGGUCUGGACUUGUGUUAUAAAAAUUGGCUUCUCUGUCUUGUGAGGUUUUAUUUUAUUUGGUAGUGACGCAGAAAACGCUGUCUGAGGCUGUUGAUGGGCCAUCGACACUCAUCAAAACUGAUCAUAUACAUGCAUUGUUUCGGUGUUAAUUUUAAAAGCUUUUUUUUUUUUUUUUUUCAGUGUCUGUGGAUUUUAUUGCGUUGUUUUUUGUUUUAAUUAUUUCUUUAAGUUAGUGCCGUCUACAGAAAUUAUAGUUGGCAUAUUGUUUUACAAGAGCAGUUUUUGUUUUGGACCGUAUGAAAUAAAUGUUUAUAACUCAA